UAGACGAGAAAAAAAUUUGCGCGGUUAGAAUAGCGUUUUGCGAUAUUUACAAAUAUUUCUUCAGAAUAUUAUCUCUAACUUUAUUCAAAAAAAACAGUGAGGGCUGGUCUAAUAUUUUUAAAUAUGUCACAAGUUUCAGAUGAUCGAGAUAUAUUUUUUGAAGAAGAUGAUUUAAAAUAUGAAGAAGAGAUUCUUCGGAAUCCAUAUUCUGUCAAAUCGUGGCUAAGAUAUGCAGAAUAUAAAAAGGAAGGGCGAAAAGAAGUAUUAAACCUAAUUUUCGAGAGAGCAUUAAAAGAAUUGCCUGGCAGCUACAAACUAUGGUAUAACUAUUUGCUAAUAAGAAGAAAGCAGGUUGAACAUCUUUUAGCCACUGAUCCUGCAUUAGAUCAAGUUGAUAAUGUGUUUGAGAGAUCCCUAGUUUUCAUGCAUAAAAUGCCCAGAAUUUGGUUGGAAUAUUGUAAAUUUCUAAUGGAUCGCGGUCAGAUAACAAAAACUCGAAGGACUUUUGACAGAGCCCUCCGUUCUCUUCCUGUAACGCAGCAUGAUCGUAUUUGGUCCCUCUACUUAGCAUUCGUUCAAUCCAAUGACGUUCCUGAACUAGCUUGUAGAAUAUUUCGUCGCUGUUUGAAAUUAAUGCCCGAAAAAUCAGAAGAUUAUAUAGAUUAUUUAAUAUCUGUCGACCGUCUUGAUGAAGCUGGACAACUAUUAGCAAAUAUUAUCAACGAUGAAGACCAUGCCUCAGCCAAUGGUAAAUCCAAACAUCAGUUGUGGAAUGACCUUUGCGAGUUAAUCUCAAAAAACCCAGGUAAAAUUCACUCUCUUAAAGUAGAGCCCAUCAUCAGACAAGGAAUUAAAAGGUAUACAGAUCAAGUAGGUGUUUUAUGGAAUUCUUUAGCGGAUUAUUAUAUAAGGAACGGUCAUUUUGAGAAGGCUCGGGACGUAUAUGAAGAGGCUAUCAAGACUGUUAAGACAGUAAGGGAUUUCACGCAAGUUUUUGAUGUGUAUGCUCAGUUUGAGGAAAAUAUGGCAACUUCAUCGAUGGAGGCUGACGCCGCUGUUGAUGAUGCUGAAAUUGAUUUGCGUUUGGCUAGACUUGAAUGGCUAAUGGAGAGACGUCCUCUAUUGCUAAAUAGUGUACUUUUACGUCAGAAUCCGCAUAAUGUUCUUGAGUGGCAUAAAAGAAUAGAACUUUACGAGGGGAAAUCAGUAGAAAUAGUAAAAACUUUUACGGAGGCUGUUCAGACAGUAGAUCCCAAGUUAGCAACUGGUAAACUAUACACAUUAUGGGUUGAAUUCGCAAAAUUCUACGAAAAAGCCGAUCAAAUAUCAGAUGCUCGUAAUAUCUUCGAAAAAUCCAUAACUGUAAAUUUUAAAUAUGUUGAUGAUUUAGCAUCGAUUUGGUGUGCUUGGGCCGAAAUGGAGUUACGUCAUCACAAUCCAAACGAAGCUUUAAAAUUACUUCAAAGAGCAACUACGCCACCGAAGAAACGUGUAAAUUAUCAUGAUGAGACAGAAACAGUGCAAAAUCGCCUUCAUAAAUCCUUAAAACUGUGGAGUUUAUAUGCUGAUUUAGAAGAAAGUUUUGGGACAUUUAAGAGAUGUAAAGCAGUUUAUGAUCGAAUCAUAGAUCUACGAAUUGCAACUCCCCAAAUCAUCAUUAACUAUGGGCUAUAUUUAGAAGAAAAUAACUAUUAUGAGUAUGCAUUUAAAGCUUAUGAGAAAGGGCUAGCACUAUUCAAAUGGCCUAACGUUUUUGAUAUAUGGAACACCUACCUCACGAAAUUCAUUAAUAGAUAUGGAGGAAAGAAAUUAGAAAGGGCUAGAGAUUUAUUUGAACAAUGUUUAGAAUAUUGCCCACCAAAAUUUGCUAAAUGCUUCUAUUUACUCUACUCCAAACUGGAAGAAAAUCACGGCUUGGCUAGACAUGCCAUGGCAAUUUAUGAUAGGGCGUGCACUGCAGUUCUUCCUGAAGAGCAACCUGAAAUGUUCAAUAUAUACAUCCGGCGGGCGGCUGAAAUAUAUGGAGUUUCUCAUACGAGAAGCAUAUACGAAAAAGCGAUUGAUGUCUUAACCGAUAAGGACGCACGGGAGUUUAGCCUCAAAUUUGCUGAUUUAGAACGAAAACUUGGGGAAAUAGAUAGAGCUAGAGCAAUUUAUGCACAUGCAUCGCAAAUGUGUGAUCCAAGGAUUACUCUUAAAUUUUGGAAAACUUGGAAGGAAUUUGAAAUCAAGCAUGGAAACGAAGAUACGGUUCGUGAAAUGCUUCGAGUUAAAAGAAGUGUACAAGCUACUUAUAACACUCAAGUGAAUUUUAUGUCAUCUCAAAUUUCCUCCGUCAACCAAAACGAAGAUGAUGACGAAGAAGAUGAAAUGAGAAAAUUAGAGAAAAGAGCAAGGGAAUUGGCAGAGGAAGAGGUGAAGUCUCAGACAAAAGAAAAAAAUAUCAACUUUAUUUCAAGUGAGGAAAACCCGAAAAAAGUUGAAGAGAAAAAUCCCGAAGAAUUAGAUAUUGAUUGGUCAGAUGACGACGACGAAGCAACUGAAAGCUCAAAGGUAACAGUGGAAAAGCAAUUUAUUCCGGAUGAAGUAUAUGGUGGCUUGAAAAAAGACAUUGACGAAACGAUAGUUUAAAGCGCGAACCUAAGCACUUUUAGAGAAAACCUAAAAGUUGGCAAAAAUCAGUUUUGUUUACCUGAUCAAAUAUAUAUUUUUUUGUUUAAUAUUUUAAUCGAAUGUUGUUUUAUAUGAAAUUUCAAUUACUCUUUUUGUUUUGAUAAUCAGUACAAUUGUACGAGGUAUCGAGUUCUUAAAAUUUUUGCAAACUUUUUAUGAAAAAGUAUUUUAUUUCACAAACUACUUCUUUUUUCAGUCAAAAAGUUAGUAGGAAAAUCUUCAAGUAUUGCAGUUCAGGAAAAUUGGCUCAAGUUAGUUCCUAAAAUAAGACCGUUAACAGCAAAGUGCAUUAAGAUAAAACUUGGUAGACAAAUUUAAUAGUUAGAUAAAACGAACAUGGUUUCAAAAACUCUUUUCUAGCAGCUAGACGGUAAGUUUUGGUUUCAUCUCAACCCAAUCGAAAUUAUAGGUUGUUGGUAAACCGAAAUGAGCCUCUUUUUCAAAUAUUCCAGUCCAGGAAAAGGGUUUCAAGUUGGUUCCUAAAGUUGGACCACUAAUAGCAAUGGAACGUCGACUGAGUGCGGAGGAAUAGUCCGUAAUUUUCGUAUCAUAGCAUCCUUUUGAUUCAGGUUUUUUUGCAUUCAAAUCUCCUCGACAACAGAUAGUAUUGCAGGGGUUUCCAUCAGAGUAUUCAUCUACUUUGUAAUUAUUAUAACGCAUUAUUCUCUUCAUAUCAUCAAAAGUUUUGACAGAUCCUUGAUCACGACGGAAAAUUUUUGCUCUUGGUGCUAAUUGAUAAGAAAAAUUAAUUCCAAAUUUUUUAACAGCCAGUGAGUAUCCACUUUUCUCAUAAAUAUCUUCAUAAAACGGUACGUUAUACGAAGGCCAAUAGCCAGCUCUAAGGAUAUCAGUUUGAUCAGCGUAUUUAACAAUUCCUGGUAAUUGUUCUAUAACAUAUAGGGCACCAUCUUCAACACCAGUUUUUAACUUUAUACGAUUCAAAUCAAUGACCAUAUAUUGAUUGUUAUAUGUCCCAGAAUUAUAUUUUGCAUACAUUUUUGACCAUUCAAGUCCAUUAUGGGCCAACAUAUUAGCCAAUCGAACUCUGUGCCAUGCCAAAAGACUUUUCUCGCUUACUUUAUCAUAAAUAGUGGUAUUAAACACCAUAUUUGUUGUCUGUAGCAUAACUAAUCCAUUCUGCAUUAUGUAAAAAUCGUCAAGUGAUUCCAAAUAUCCUGGAUAACUUGAAAAAGAAAGACUUUUAGAAGCAACGUUUUUGCCCGAUAAAUUAAAAUCGUAAUGCUUAUAAAUUCUGUAACUGUUGGAAUAGGUAAACCAGCUUGAAUGAGACAUGAAUAUAUUUUCAAAACCAGGUAGUAAUUUAAUCAAAGCAGAGCACAUUCCUCUUCCAUUUACAUAUUCCAUAAAUUCUUCAUAUUUCAUCUUGUUAAUAUCUAUACGCGUUUUUGGUGCAACAGCGUGCGAAAUAUCUAUAAGAUCGCCAGCUGCAUUCAACAUUUGGACGACAAAGUAGUCAUUUGGCAAUGAUUUAUCAGUUUCAGCAACUUUCUGAUAUCCUGCCUGAAGACCGUCAUAUUGUGCAAAUAUAUUUUGGACAUGACGCCAAUAUUCAUCAAAUCCGGAAGCAACAGAAAUUUGUUUUCUAAUCCAUUUUUCUUGUUUAUUUAAAAACUCUUUAGUUUUUUUCUCCACUUCCGGAAAACCUUUGAAAAAAUAUGGCCAAACAUUCCUGUACGCAUCAGCCAUACUCCUGAAAAAUUGAAUAUUUAGCAAAGUUAUAGAUGGAUUCCAAAGGUUUUUACUUUGCUGUCAAAAUUCCUUCCAGGUAUCCGGCUGCAAACAUUAAUUGUUUAUCCGAGCAUGGCUCUUUAGAAUAACCAGCUUUAAUUUCCAAGGUACCCCACCCAUUUGUUAAAAUAGUAUUGUUAUAAGAGCCAAAAGCACAGGAAUCAGAUUUUCUAAUACUAUCGGAAAAUAUUUUAUUGUCCCGAAAACUGACGCUACCCUCCAGAUAUGUUGACCCAACCUCAAGGAAAUUUAAUGAAAACCACAAAAAAAUGUAUAGGAGUUUCAUUGUCUUUACUGAAAUCCAAAAUGGCUUCCGAUGUAAACAAAAUUUUUCUCCGGAGAUAUUCUGAUAAGAAUGAUAUAAUUGAAUUGAUAAUUUAAGUAAACUCCUAUAUCCUUAGGUUUCUUAUCAUUCUAUAAAGAAAUUUUGUACGAACAUGAACUUGAUUAUGAUUUUCGUACCGGCAACGUACGGAAGUAAAUGUUAUAUUUCAUUCAUCUUUACAAUGCUAUUACCCUUUCAAGCUUGUGGAAGGGCUUUACAGUCAUUCUUUUCAAUUUUUUAGUAAAAAUAUUCAGCGUAAUUUUACCAAAUGGAAAAUGAAUUAGCUAUGUUACAAGUAACAAAUUUAAUGCUCAAUUAAUUAGGUCAAUAAGAAGAAAUCUUUUGGGCAAAGCAUAAAAUUCACUAACUAGCAUAAUGACCCGUAAUGAACAUUAAUGAUAUAAAUAUAUGGAAAAUUAACUGACAAAUUCACAAGUGAUGUUGAAAUAGAUAUCUCCACUUGAUAGACCAAUCAGAGUUUUAAUGACAAGACAGAAAUUCGACAGAAAUAUAAUAUAGCUGAUAUUUAAAGCAGACAGAAAAACGCUCGUUUUAAGAUCUGAAACGACAUCUUCAGAAUCAAAGUAUUGCAUAAAUUUCCUUCAAUACGAUGAAAAUUGUAUUGCAUUUAGAGAGACUAAGUUGAAACUCUUUCCAUUCAUAAGUUCAUUUAGAAGACACAAUAUAUUUCCAUAAUUAUUUCAAUUUUAAAAGAAUA
Messenger RNA from Dimorphilus gyrociliatus, 5465 nucleotides. NCBI's taxonomy places the organism in Eukaryota, Metazoa, Annelida, Polychaeta, Dinophilidae. The record is from the annotation of a GenBank genome assembly.